AUGGCGCAAGCAACAAAAGACAGCUUUCUCGACUUGGAGAAGUAUCGCCUACAACUUGAGGAUAACAUAGCAAAACUUCGAAAAUCGCUACAGCACUGGCAGACGUGGGAUGCGGAAUAUGAUGGCUUGAAAGAAGAAAUUCUUUCAGCAGAUCCUACCCCAAAUCGCGAGGAACUCAUCUCUAUCGCGCGAAGUUACGAAGCCGAUCUGGUCAAAGGAAAAGAAAUCGAAGAUAUACUUGGUACUAGUACCCAAAGAAGCGCCGAACAAGUUGUGAAUCUGUUAGAUCGACGACUAGACUAUGUUCAGCAAAACAUCAGAACAAUCGAGAAGCAAAUCGAGACCGCAGAGGAAAAAUUGGCCAAAGCGACUAUCAUUAGUACUCCGGACGUAAGAAAUGAGGAAGGACUUCCUGUAACAGAAAUCAUCGAAGAGUUGGAUGAUGAAGGAAAUGUCAUUUCAUCAAGACUAUCAACACCAGGAAAUGUGAAGCCACAAUUAUUAGAGGUACUACACAAAGCCGGAAUAAUAGAGCCGGUAUCAAAGGAUGAAUCGGGUGUCGUGGAAGAGGUAGAAGAUGAUGGACCAGCCAGCAAAGCUUCAAUACAAGUCGACACUACCCCCCAGGCGACCGAAACGAAGAGCGUUAAGGAAUCCACCCCACCCACUACAUCUUCCAAGCCUGGACCGAAGAGUGUGAAGUUUACAGAUGAUUCGAAAACAGAGUCCGCGGAAUCAAAUGCAACGAUUUCUCCAGCCGCAAAGCGCCUUGAACAAAUUAUGCAAGCUGCGAGAGAAUCGGAAAAGCUUUCAUUUGAACCUGCCGUCAUACCUACCGAUGAAUCUCCAGAGGAUGCUGCUUUACGACGAGAUAUGUUACAAUAUGGAAUGUCAGAAGUUGGAUCUGUAGUGGCGGAAAUCAAUCUAGAAGAUGGAAGUGACUGGGAAUCUGAAGACUAUGCAGACGAUUCUGAUAGCGAUGAUGAGGAUCAAUUUGGAAAAUCAACACGUCAAGUUAUGGAUGAUGAGCUCCGUCAACGUAUGAUUGAGCUUGAAGAAAAGCUUGGUGUUAGGAUGAUGGAGAAUGUUGGAAAGAGUUCUGAUGAUUAUGGCAUGGUCCAAGAAGGAAUUGGACGGAUAUCUAUUAGUGGCGAGGAUAACAAGGACUCUAGCAAGGGAAUCCUCACAACCUCCAGCAAGGGAAAAUUGAAGGAUUCCAAUGCCGCUAAUUCCGAUGACUCUUCAAAGAAAAGCGUCAAGUUUGCAGAGGAGCUAGAUGUUUCACCAGCCCCCGAUCAGCCAGUCACCUCCUCCUCAAAGGCCGAGAUGAAAACUGCCCCCGUGGGAGACAUCAUUGAGAGAAAAGCUCCAGGGCCAUCUUCUUUUGCUCCACCUGUUCAAAAGAAGGCUUCUCGUUUCAAGACAUCUCGAGCUCCAUUAAGCAAUAGCACUAAUGGCAUUUCUUCUACCACUUCGAUCACCACAAAUCCUUCCCAUCUCAAAUUAUUCCCUGCCACUCCAGCUACCCCUAAGCCCUUCUCUCAACCAAUUCAAUUUGCACCGGCCAUCGAAAAGCCCCGAGAAGUUCCCACAGGUCCCGCAAACCGUACACUCGCGCCCAACAUCAUCGAACGAGAUGUACCACAUGACACCAACGCAGCCCCACCAGAUGAAUUUGAUCCGCAAUUAUUACACCAAGAAGUUGCGACUGAAUAUCAUCGAAUGAGAAACAAGAUCAUCGGUAAACAAGGUGGAUUUGGUCCGGAGGAAGAAGGUGAGAUUGUACCAUUUACGGAAGAAGAAGGGGGCCCAAAGAAAGUUAGUAGGUUCAAGGCAGCGAGACUGGCGAAAUCUUGA
Messenger RNA from Botrytis byssoidea, 1857 nucleotides. RefSeq lists its product as uncharacterized. The transcript has a single exon. The coding region runs from base 1 to 1857 and encodes 618 amino acids. Gene Ontology annotation, biological process: negative regulation of transcription by RNA polymerase II; negative regulation of phosphatase activity. The record is from RefSeq and is a predicted model, not a curated record. Lineage: Eukaryota; Fungi; Ascomycota; Leotiomycetes; Helotiales; Sclerotiniaceae. Gene Ontology annotation, molecular function: chromatin binding; phosphatase inhibitor activity; transcription corepressor activity.